AAUGCGCCGCUAAUGAGAAAACGGACAGCAGCCGAGCACGCAAGAUCGGACAGCGAAGGAGAGGGGGGGAAAACGUGAAAUGGUCUAAAUAGCAAGAAAAAGAAGCAAGGGGAGGUGGUGUGCGACUGAACAACCGUAAACAUUCGUUUGGAGGAUUAUAAUAACGUAUUACCUGGUGACUCAAAUUAAAGCAGGGUUUUUGAUGCUGUCCACACGGAAAAUUGAGCUAACGGACUAGCUGGUCUGGUAAACCAUGCAGAGGUUUCUCCUCCUGAGUUUGGCGUUGAGUUUUCGCUAUGUGUGGACGGCGCGGUUCUCUCAGGAGCCAGCGGACCAGUCAGUGGUUAGGGGUCAGAGGGUGAUACUGUCCUGUGUGGUCUUUAACUACUCAGGCAUCGUGCAGUGGACCAAGGAUGGCCUUGCCCUCGGCAUAGGAGAAGAUCUCCGGGCUUGGCCUAGGUACCGUGUGAUGCGUGUGUCUGACCUGGGUCAGUACAACCUGGAGAUCCUCUCUGCUGACCUGUCUGACGACUCCCUCUACGAGUGCCAGGCCCCAGAUGCUGCACUGCGCUCCAGAAGGGCCAAACUCACCGUACUCAUCCCCCCCGAUGAGCCGGUGAUCGAUGGGGGUCCGGAGGUCCUGCUCAACGCCGGGGAGUCGUACAACCUGAGCUGUGUAUCCCGGGGGGCCAAGCCCCCCUCCAUGAUCGAGUGGCUGAAGGACGGCCUUCCUGUGGAGGGGGCCGUCAGCAACACUGAGGUGUUGCCAGACAGGAAGAGGGUAACCACGCGUAGCUUCCUGCCGAUCCACCCCAUCGACACAGACACAGGGAGGAACUUCAGCUGCGUGUCCACCAACCUGGCCGUGCCUACCGGCAAACGCACCACCGUCACCCUCAACGUUCACCACCCCCCCACAGUGACCCUCUCCAUUGAGCCACGCUCAGUCCUGGAAGGGGACAGAGUCACCUUCACCUGCCAGGCCUCCGCUAACCCUCCAAUAAUGGGCUACAGCUGGGCGAAGGGGGGUGUCAUUCUCCAGGGGGCGAGGGAGAGUGUGUUCACCACCAAGGCCGACCACUCCUUCUUCACAGAGCCGGUCUCCUGUCUGGUGUUCAACGCCGUGGGCAAAACCAACGUCAGCAUCCUGGUCGACGUCCACUUCGGUCCUAUCUUGAUAGUUGAACCCAGGCCGGUAACUGUGGACAUGGACUCUGAUGUCACCCUCAACUGCAAGUGGGCCGGCAACCCUCCCCUCACCCUCACCUGGACUAAGAAGGGCUCCAACAUGGUGCUGAGUAACAACAACCAGUUGUAUCUGAAGUCCGUGAGCCAGGCGGAUGCGGGCCAGUACGUGUGUAAGGCCAUUGUUCCCAGGAUAGGAGUGGGAGAGACCGAGGUCACACUCACUAUCAACGGCCCUCCUAUCAUAUCCAGUGAGCCAGUCCAAUACGCCGUGAGAGGGGAAAGAGGAGAGGUCAAAUGCUACAUCGCUAGCUCACCACCCCCGGACAAAAUAGUGUGGGCGUGGAAAGAGAACGUGUGGGAGAAGGAGAAGGGGACCCUGCUGGAGAGGUACACCGUGGAGCAGAGCAAGCCUGUCUCCGAGGGCGGCGGCGUCCUCUCCACACUCACCAUCAACAACGUCAUGGAGUCUGACUUCCUGUCCACCUACAACUGUACCGCCUGGAACGCCUUUGGACCCGGAACGAUGAUCAUCACCCUGGAGGAGACAGAGGAGGUUCCAGUGGGGGUGAUAGCAGGAGGGACAGUGGGCUGCACCAUCCUCUUGUUCCUGUGUCUGCUGGUGCUGGUGCUCAUCUUCUAUCGGCAGCGCAAAGGCAGUCGUCGCGGGGUCACGCUGGGUAAACCUGACAUCAAGGUCGAGACAAUAAACAAGGAGACCCACAGUCUGGAGGAAGACUCCGCCAGCGUCUCCACGGCGUCACGCAUGGUCAAGGCCAUGUACUCGUUUCUUCCCUCUGUGUCCUUCUCUCCUUCCAAUCAGCCUUUUAAAGAUGAUAUAGAGCUUAAACAGGACCUGCGCAGUGAAACGCUGGACACACGCCAGGAGUAUGACCUCAAGGACCCUACUAACGGCUACUACAACGUACGUGCCUCAACCCACGACGAGGGCCGACCUGCCUCUCGCUCCAUGCACUACUCUGACUACCGGCCCUCCAACGCACCAGGGGGCGCCGCCUCCAUCAGCAGCAGUGCCGGAGGCUCAGGGGCCACAGCCAGCGGUGGAGCCCCACCCGGGCCCCUGUCCACCCCCGGCCGGCCAGCCUGUUACGACCCCCGACCCCCGUCUAGACUCUCCCAUAACAGCUACGCCCAGUUCAACACCUUCACCAGGGCCGGCCAGAGCCAGCAGCCCCCGCCUAACUCCGCUCCACAGACCCCUGACUUCCCCGGGGACUGCAGCCUAUUGGACAGCACUCCGCAGCUGGCCUAUGACAACUACGGCUACCCCUCCCACUAUCCUUACCGCAUGGGCUUCGCCCCGCCCAGCCUGGCUCCUCUGGAGGCCGGCCCGUCCUAUGAGAUGUAUGGGGUGGGACAGGGGGUGGGGCCAGGAGUGGGGGUGGGGCCUGGAGUGGGGGUUGGGGUGGGGCCAGCGGCCCCGUCGGGCUCAGAGACUGGACUGGGGAAAUACGGUAGCUCCACCCGCUUCUCCUACACCUCGCAGCAUUCUGACUACUCCCACAGCCGACACACGCAGAGAAUGCAGACACACGUGUGAGGUGGACCUACACGUCAUCCACACACGCUUAAAUAAAAGAGGGUGAGGUGCAUCUUAUACACUCUGUGCACACGCACACAUUUACACGUUUGCAAGCACACACACAUGCAUGCAUACAUGUACACACACACAGGCUCAGACACAUCAACUACCAUACACUUGUGCACAUGCUCGCGCACAAAUACACACAAAAACACACAAAAACA
Messenger RNA from Osmerus eperlanus (European smelt), 2952 nucleotides. RefSeq names its product kirre like nephrin family adhesion molecule 1a (gene kirrel1a). Gene Ontology annotation, cellular component: plasma membrane; cell-cell junction. The transcript has 15 exons. The coding region runs from base 254 to 2746 and encodes 830 amino acids. The record is from RefSeq and is a predicted model, not a curated record. Gene Ontology annotation, molecular function: cell adhesion molecule binding. Lineage: Eukaryota; Metazoa; Chordata; Actinopteri; Osmeriformes; Osmeridae. Gene Ontology annotation, biological process: cell-cell adhesion.